This is a messenger RNA of Helianthus annuus (common sunflower), 615 nucleotides long. RefSeq names its product protein EXORDIUM-like 3. Lineage: Eukaryota; Viridiplantae; Streptophyta; Magnoliopsida; Asterales; Asteraceae. The record is from RefSeq and is a predicted model, not a curated record. The coding region runs from base 1 to 615 and encodes 204 amino acids. The transcript has a single exon.
AUGAACGUCUCUGGUCUCAGGGUCGCAUUCUUUCCCUGCCUUUCGGUGCAGCUGGUCAUAAAAGCCGCCAUCAAGGCCAAGAUGAACCCCUUACCUGCCCAAUCCAAGGGUGGUUCGUAUCUCGUCCUUACCUCCGACGACAUUCAAGUGCAAGAUUUCUGUGUGACAGCAUACGGAUUCCACUAUUUUACAUUUCCAUCCAUCGUGGGGUACACCUUGCCUUACUCAUGGGUGGGAAAUUCGGAAAGGAUGUGCCCGAGCUUAUGCGCAUAUCCGUUUGCUAUUCUGGAUUACGUGCGUGGAGCUGUGAAACCCUUGAAAUCUCCCAACGGUGAGGUAGGUGUUGACGCGAUGAUAAGUGUUAUCGUUCAUGAGAUGGCGGAGAUGGCUACGGAUCCAUCGGUCAAUGUGUGGUAUGCGAGUAGUGAUCCUGCUGAUCCGGUGGAGAUAGCGGACCUCUGUAUUGGAAAAUACGGGGGAGGUGGUGUGUUGGGAUACAUAGGGGAAGUGCGACAGGAUGCCAAUGGUGUGGUCUUUAAUGUGUAUGGGAUCCGAAGACGGUUUCUCAUACAAUGGGUCUGGAGCUAUGUGGCGGAUGACUGUGUUGGCCCCUAG